This is a messenger RNA of Nelumbo nucifera (sacred lotus), 1001 nucleotides long. Its product is annotated as pectinesterase inhibitor 3-like. Gene Ontology annotation, molecular function: enzyme inhibitor activity. NCBI's taxonomy places the organism in Eukaryota, Viridiplantae, Streptophyta, Magnoliopsida, Proteales, Nelumbonaceae. Gene Ontology annotation, biological process: negative regulation of catalytic activity. The record is from RefSeq and is a predicted model, not a curated record.
UGACGACCAACCCUAGCUAUGCAGUAAUCAGUACGAGUAUGCUCUUCAGUCUUCACUUCACUCCGGUCCCCCUGCUUCAAACUUGAAACUUGAAAGAGUUGGAGACGUCUCCUCUCCUCUUUUCGAAUCAGCACUCAGCAGUCGCCUAUCUCCACUCGAUCGUUCAGUUAGUUUUUCUUUCUCCUCUAAAAACCAGUAGCCAGUAGCAAUGGUGUUUCCAUUCUUCUCUUUCAUUACAUUUCUGGUUUUCUUCCUCUGUUUCUCCUCUGCGACAUUUUACGGGGCUGCAACGACAAAAUCCGGUGCUAAACAAGAUCUCGUCCGUUCAUCAUGCAUCCAUGCCAGUUACCCAAACCUCUGCCUUCGAACUCUCUCCUCCUACGCUGGCUCCGCUAACACCCCCAAUGAUCUCGCCCAAGCCGCCGUAACCAUCAGCCUCGGUCGUGCUCGAAGCGUUUCCUUGUAUCUCGCCCGACUCCAAAAGCUUCACAAUGGGAGCAAAAGGCAGCAAGGUGCAGUGAGUGACUGCGUCGAGCAGUUAUCCGACUCGGUUGACGAGUUGCAGCAAACGCUUUCAGAGCUUCGGCACCUUCGCCGCGGAACAUUCCGGGAGCAGAUGAGUAACGCCCAGACGUGGGUCAGCGCUGCUUUGACAAAUGAAGACACGUGUCUUGAUGGAUUUCAGAACGUUGAUGGGAAGGUGAAAUCCGAUGUGAAGCAGAAGAUCAACAAUGUAGCCAGGAUUACGAGUAAUGCACUCUAUUUUAUUAAUCUUCUCGACGAGACCCCUGCAAGGGCUGUCGUUGAUCCUUGAAAAUGGACGGGUUUGAUUUCAAUUCUAUGUGUGAUAUAUAGGCAGAUAUAUAUAUAUAUAUAUACAAUUGUACGUGUACGGAGACGGAGUUGUUAUAAGUUUUUCCGGUAUCGUAGUCGGCGUACCCCCCUGGAGGCCUGAACUAAUAAAAAAAGGGAUGUAUGGAAUCAUGAAUGUUUGGUUUUGA